Messenger RNA from Cuscuta campestris, 733 nucleotides. NCBI's taxonomy places the organism in Eukaryota, Viridiplantae, Streptophyta, Magnoliopsida, Solanales, Convolvulaceae. The record is from the annotation of a GenBank genome assembly.
GAGGAAGUAGGAGAAGAUACUUUGGGUCUUUAGCAUUAUUGUAUGUAUGAUCAACCAUGAACACUGCCGACUGCUUUUCUCGUCAAGAUUGAAGAGAUAUGGUGGUUGCAAUAGCAUCGGUCGCCGCGCGAGCGGGAGCAAUAGGGCAAGCAGCAGCCUCAUCUGCUUCUAGAAGCGCGUUCCUCUCCUUCGAUCGCCGCCGCAAAUGGCCUCCUAGGGUUUCUUCAUUCUCCUCCUCGUCCUCUUCUUCUUCUCCGAGAAAGCUGAUAAUGUACUCAAAGCCAGGCUGCUGUUUGUGUGACGGCCUGAAAGAGAAGAUCCAUGCAGCUAUCUCCCUCUCCGAAUCCGCUUUUGAUUUAGAGGUGAGAGAUAUCACGACUAACUCCCAGUGGGAGAAGGCUUACCAAUUUGAGAUUCCUGUAUUGGCUAAACUCCGCCCUGAUGGCACCGAGGAAGUUCUUCCCAGGUUAUCUCCUCGGCUUGGAGUUGAGCUUAUUUUAAAGAAGAUAACAGCAGCGUUGGGUGAAUAAGUGUUUUUCUUCCACUUAAAUGUAUCUAAGGAGUUCAAUUGCCAGAAGAAACUGCGAGGACUUGAACGAAGGCACAUGGGAGAUUUGUUCAUAGUGCACUUGUAAAACAGAAAAUUACUCACGAGUGACGCAGGUUUUGUUGAAAUAACUCUCAGGUUCCCAUAUUUUUAAGAAGACAACAGAGACCAUUAUAUUUUGUUGUA